Messenger RNA from Ailuropoda melanoleuca (giant panda), 3497 nucleotides. RefSeq names its product acidic nuclear phosphoprotein 32 family member E (gene ANP32E). The coding region runs from base 402 to 1193 and encodes 263 amino acids. Gene Ontology annotation, molecular function: histone binding; phosphatase inhibitor activity. The record is from RefSeq and is a predicted model, not a curated record. The transcript has 7 exons. Gene Ontology annotation, biological process: regulation of apoptotic process. Gene Ontology annotation, cellular component: nucleus. NCBI's taxonomy places the organism in Eukaryota, Metazoa, Chordata, Mammalia, Carnivora, Ursidae.
GGGUUGGCGGUGCCGUGUCAUGGAGGCUCAGUCUCAGAGCAGCCAUUGAAGGGGAAGGAACUGCGGUGUGUGUGUGUGCGUGCGUGCGUGUGUGCGUGUGUGUGUGUGCGCGCUCGCGCGUGUGUGCGCGCGCGUGUGUGUGCGUGCGUGUGUGUGUGCGUGUGAGUGCGCGCGAGUGUGUGGACAAGGAGGUGGGGGCAGCCGAGUUAGAGUUCCAACUCCUUGGACUCCAUUUGCUAUUCUCUUCUUUCUCCCCCACACCUAUCUGGAGGUGGUGGGCGAUUAUAUUUGCUUUUCUUUUCAUUCAUUUCCAAAUCUUUUAAAAAUUAAGGGUUGGGGGUAGUGGGAAAGGCAGGAAAGGGUAAGGGAAGGGAGUAGUAGCAGAAGAGCAGGAGGAGGACAUGGAGAUGAAGAAGAGGAUUAACCUGGAGUUAAGGAACAGAGCCCCGGAGGAGGUGACAGAGUUAGUCCUUGAUAAUUGCCUUUGUGUCAAUGGGGAAAUUGAAGGCCUGAAUGAUACUUUUAAAAAACUAGAGUUUCUGAGUAUGGCUAAUGUGGAACUAAGUUCACUGGCCCGGUUGCCCAGCUUAAAUAAACUUCGAAAGUUGGAACUUAGUGACAAUAUAAUUUCUGGAGGUUUGGAAGUCCUGGCAGAGAAAUGUCCAAAUCUUACCUACCUCAAUCUGAGUGGAAACAAAAUCAAAGAUCUCAGUACAGUAGAAGCUCUGCAAAAUCUUAAAAAUUUGAAAAGUCUUGAUCUGUUUAACUGUGAGAUCACAAACCUGGAAGAUUACAGAGAAAGUAUUUUUGAACUGCUGCAACAAAUCACGUACUUAGAUGGAUUUGAUCAGGAGGAUAACGAAGCACCAGAUUCCGAAGAGGAGGAGGAGGAUGGAGAUGAAGAUGAUGAAGAGGAAGAGGAAGAUGAAGCUGGUCCACCUGGAGAAUAUGAAGAGGAGGAGGAGGAAGAAGAGGAUGACGAUGAGGAUGAGGAUGAAGCAGGCUCAGAAUUAGGAGAGGGAGAAGAGGAAGUGGGCCUCUCAUACUUAAUGAAAGAAGAAAUCCAGGAUGAAGAAGAUGAUGAUGACUAUGUUGAAGAAGGGGAAGAAGAGGAAGAAGAGGAAGAGGAAGGUCUUCGAGGAGAAAAAAGGAAACGAGAUGCUGAAGAUGAUGGAGAUGAAGAAGAUGACUAGAUCAUUCUAAGUCCACAGAUUCCCUAACGUUCCUGGGCGUGCAGUAGAGUGAUCACAUCUUCUUUGUUUCUUCGUGUACCAUAGCGAUCCCUACAGAAGAUAACCUGUAACUUUUUAUAGGAAAAGUGUGGUUUUACUAUUUUUGCCUUAUCAUUCCAAAUAAGAUUUACUAGUCUGUUAAUGAUCAUAUUGUACGUAGAGAAAAAAUUUUCCUUGACCCCAUUGUGAAAUUCCCUAGCAAUUUAUUUAGAAUCUUCAUUUUUCUCGUUCAAGCUCACUGUAUUAGUUAUUUUUAGCCCAUAAUUAAAACAUGAUCACUUUUACACAGGCGUAGUUGAUGCAUUUCAUUCAUAAGGUUAUAAAGUUAUUUAUAAGUUAACUGAAAUCACGGUCGGCUGGAAUAUGAAAUGAAAAUAGUCUCUUGACUGAAAAGUUGGUUAUAUUUUUAGAGGUGACCCAGAGAUCUUUAGUUUAAAGGCAAUGACCUUUUUGUUUGUUUGUUUGUUUGUGUUUUUGUUUUUGGCUAAGGGUAUUUGGGUACUUUUUUGUCACAUGAGUAACUUAGAAAGUAGGAGCAGAAUAGCAAAGGUUCUAUUCAACAAUAUAGUUCAUGGCUUUUGUGGAGGCUUUUGAAACCUUUUAAGCCAGGUGACUAAUAAGAUUUUAUUUUUGAAGGAAAAAUGCUUAUACGAAGUUCAGAGACAUGCAGGUGAGCCCUUUGUUUUUCUAGCUGAAAAUCACAACAUGCCAGCAGUUGUUAUUUUUUUUUUUUAAGUGUGCAUUCUUUAUUUUCCUCCCAGCAAUUCCUUUAUGAUCACUUUCAUUUCUUGUUUCACUCUCCUCCAUCUCCAAAAAAAGUUGGGAAACUUCUGGCUACCCAGGGAAACCUCUAUUUAGUCUUUUAUGCCUCAGCCAUCUUUUCAGACUGUCUCAGUUUUAAAAAAGCUAAGUGAAAGAAAUGGAGUGUGUUCUGAGAUAAGAAUAUUAGUACAGUUUUAUGCAACAGAUUCUGCUUGCUGUUGUUUUCCUUGGUUGACAAGAUGUACAGACUGUAUCAAUAGGGCGAAGAAAGAAAAGCAGAGGAUGCUUUCAGAAGCAGCAUUGAUGUUCCGCAAAAGUCAGAACACUUGCCUGUUGAUAAUUAAUGAGACAUUCAAGUCACAUUUUUUGGGAAGUUAGCAUCCCAAAUGAUUUAGAUACCACACUGAAAAGUAUUUCUAAUUUUUCUGAGUAGAACAUUUAAUUAUUCUUCCUAUAGUUUUAAGGCAUUACCAGAUACAGCAUUUAAUUGGAAUAUACUGGGCAGUUGGAAAAAUAUUUGAAACUAAAUAUUAAAAUUAACAUUUGUUUUCAAGUGGAAAUCCAUUAAAAGUAGAAAAAUAUUUGGGAUGGGUGUAUUUCUUUGUAUGGCUACUAAAUAUAAUAAUUGAGUAGACAAGUGCACCUCCCUUUUUGUAGCAGCGGAGGCUCCGUGUUCAAGGCAAUUGGUUUUUAAAUCUUGGCAAAAUUUUCUUCUGCUUUGCUUUGAAUAUCUGUAAGUUUUUUUAAAGGUAGCAUCAGGAAAUUAAUUGAAGUUAUACUUCUAUACUGGGACACAUUUAAAUUACUGAGCAAAGAACUACUUUUUUAGUUUCAGACGUAUGACUUGGGGUUUUGAAAUAAAAAUUACAAAGUUAUUUGUGGGUAAACUAAAAAAGUUGCACAAGUGACUGAAAUAAAACUCUUGGAAUAAGUUCAGUGGGGGGAUUGGAAUGUCCAAAAGGCUAACACUUUACUCCUUUUUUAGCAGUUGAAAUGCCCUGUUUUAGUCCCUAAGAAUUCUCAUUGCAUAGUAUAUGCCAGACUAUAAAAUACUUAUUUUUAAAAUGAAAUCUAUAUAUUGACUUUCUUAUCAAUCAUCUUAUUGUGCAAUCGAAAUUAGAGUUCUUUGGUUUGAAAACAACAUUUAGAGCCUCCAAAUAACUUUUUAAGACUUUAUUUAGCUUUGUGGGUGGUAUUUUCAUGCAAAUAAGUAAGGGUGGGUUUUAUAUUUUGUAGAAGUUUUUGGUCCUAUUUUAAUGCUCUUUGUAUGGCAGUAUGUAUAUAGUGUGUUAAAUUUCCUCAAACUCUCCUUUAAAAACUUUGAAGUUAAUACUUUUGUGCAACUGUGUUUUGAAUAAAGCCAUGACAGUGUUAAAAAAAAUGCAGCACUCCUGAUUAUUCUUUUAUUGUUUCUGACUGUUCCCUGUUUUUUUCCUGUGACUUCUGUAACUUAAAAGUUUUUGAAAUUGAAUUGCUUCAAAUAAAUGGAAGAUUUGUUGUUAA